This is a messenger RNA of Volvox carteri f. nagariensis, 891 nucleotides long. RefSeq lists its product as uncharacterized. The transcript is spliced from 6 exons. The record is from RefSeq and is a predicted model, not a curated record. Lineage: Eukaryota; Viridiplantae; Chlorophyta; Chlorophyceae; Chlamydomonadales; Volvocaceae. The annotation marks the transcript as partial.
GUAAACCAGGCUCUGGGGCCGGCCGGGUUAGGCGCUGUUAUCAUAAGGAAUGUUCCAACUUACAGCCGCCUCAGGCGAAAAUUGCUGCCCCUCGCGGAGCGGUUCGCGUCCUUGCCAGAAGAAGUGAAGGAGAAGUACGUCGACGCGGACAGCCGUUACAACUUCGGCUGGAGCCACGGCAAGGAAUCCCUAGCAUCCGGUGUCCUAGAUACCCUAAAGGGCUCCUUUUACGCGAACCCGCUUAACCUCAGCGAGGAUGAGGUAUCGCAGCUCCGGCGCACGUAUCCAGGUUACUUCCACAGGAACCUGUGGCCUAGAGAGGAGCUGCCAGAGCUGGAGGCAGCGUUUAAGGAUCUGGGUCGGCUGAUCUGCGCAGUGGGGUGCCUGCUGGCAGAGCACUGUGACAGGUACUGCGUGCUUGCAUGCGCACAUAGGGUAGCAGGGUACCAAGUCUUUUACGCGACCAUGAGAAGCAGUUUUCCUCGGGCGACACGGUCGACCCAGCAGCAGCAGCCGGCCAGUGCCAGUAGCCAGGCGGAGGCGGACGCAGAUGACGAGCAUGCGUGGUGCGGUCUGCACACUGAUCACGGCAGCCUGACAGGCCUGACGGCGGCAAUGUACCUGGACGAGCAAGGCCGCGAGGUGCCCUCACCCGAUCCCGACGCAGGGCUCUACAUCCGAGAUCGCAACGGUCGUUUCACCCGCGCGGUUAUCCCGCCCGAGUGCAUCGCUUUCCAGGUGGGUGAGGCCCUGCAGGUGCAUUCGGGCGGCCUGCUCAUGGCCACGCCCCACUACGUGCGGGCGCCACGGAGUCAUCUGGCGGGGGGCAUCAGCCGCAACACAUUUGCGGUGUUCAUGCAGCCGGACGUGGGGGAGCCCAUGGACUGUCCC